Anolis sagrei ordinatus is the source of this 2817-nucleotide messenger RNA. Its product is annotated as cytochrome P450 2C19-like. Gene Ontology annotation, cellular component: cytoplasm; intracellular membrane-bounded organelle. The record is from RefSeq and is a predicted model, not a curated record. Gene Ontology annotation, molecular function: iron ion binding; arachidonate epoxygenase activity; heme binding. NCBI's taxonomy places the organism in Eukaryota, Metazoa, Chordata, Lepidosauria, Squamata, Anolidae. Gene Ontology annotation, biological process: epoxygenase P450 pathway; xenobiotic metabolic process.
UUGGCUUUACAAUAUAUAAACAUCACAUAGGGAAACACAGUAACUUGCCUUUUCCACUUUUGAAUCUGGAACCAUUCUUCCAGCGUAUAUCCGGCUCCUGUGAUGGAGGCUCUGGGGACAGCUACCUUAUUCCUGGUGGUCUUCAUCUCCUUCCUUGUUUUCUCUGUUGUCUGGAAGAGCAGGGCACUGAGGAAAGAAAAGUUGCCCCCUGGCCCUACUCCUUUGCCCAUCAUUGGAAAUAUUCUACAGCUGAAAGCCAACUACUUGGAUCAGGCUAUCCAUAAGCUCAGUCAGAAAUAUGGUCCUGUUUUCACAUUGUAUGUUGGAAUGGAGCGUGUUGUGGUGCUGCAUGGCUAUGAUGCAGUCAAAGAAGCAUUAAUUGACCGAGCAGAUGAAUUUUCAGCCAGGGGGAAGUUGCCUUUAGCUGACAAAAUCAACAAGGGAAAAGGAAUCAUAUUCAGCAAUGGGGAAAGAUGGAAACAGCUCAGACGUUUUGCCCUCACUACCCUCCGCAACUUUGGGAUGGGAAAGAAAAGCAUUGAGGAAAGGAUCCAAGAUGAAACUCAAUAUGUUGUAGAAUACUUGCAGGACACAAAGGAGAAACCCUUUGACCCAACAUUCAUGCUCAGCUGUUCUACCUCCAAUGUUAUCUGCUCAAUUGUCUUUGGAAAGCGAUAUGAGUACAAUGACAAGAGAUUUCUAUCCAUAAUGUCCUCUAUGAAUGAAAACUUUGAGGUUUUUAGCUCUCCUUGGGGACAGUUGUGCAACAUCUUUCCUUCUCUCAUGGACUUCAUCCCUGGGCCUCAUCAUAAAGUGUUUUCCAACAGCAACAAAAAUGCAGAGUUUGUUUUAGAAGAAGCUAAGGAACAUAGGGCUACCCUGGACCCCAGCUCACCUCGAGAUUACAUCGACUGCUUCUAUAUUAAAAUGGAUCAGGAAGAACAGAAUGAUGCAUCUGAGUUCACAAUUGAGAAUCUAAUAUUCUGUGUGCUUGACUUGUUUACGGCUGGAACAGAAACGACCAGCACCACUCUCAGAUAUGGGCUCCUGAUACUGCAGAAAUAUCCAGAAAUAGAAGCGAAAAUACAGGAAGAGAUUGACCGAGUGAUUGGUGGUGCACGAAAGCCUUGCAUGGCUGAUCGUGGAAAGAUGCCUUACACAGAUGCUGUCAUCCAUGAGAUCCAGAGAUUCAUCUCUCUUGUCCCAUUGAGUGUUCCCCAUGCAGUUCUCAAAGACACAGAGUUCAGAGGAUAUGUCAUUCCCAAGGGUACUACAAUAUACCCUGUUCUGACAUCAGUGCUAUGUGACACCAAAGAAUUUCAAAACCCCACACAAUUUGAUCCACAACAUUUCUUGCAUAAAGAUGGGUCCUUCAGGAAGAGUGACUACUUCAUGCCUUUUUCUGCAGGCAAGCGAAUCUGUGCUGGGGAGGGUCUAGCCCGCAUGGAGCUUUUCCUGUUCCUGACCACCAUCUUGCAGAACUUCAAGCUAAAACCCCUCACAGACCCGAAAGACAUUGAUAUCUCACCCCAGAUGAGCAGCAUAGGUAGUCUUCCGCGGUCCUAUCAACUCUGUGUUGUCCAACGCUGAAAACAUCACUUCCAUACUUCAGUUGUCCAGCAUAUGAGCUGGUGAAGGAGAAAUGGAGAUUUUCUGUUUGGAUAAUAAUAGUAUAGAUACUAGAAAAAUAAAACAAUUCCAGUGCAGAGUUAAAACAAGAUUCCAUUUCUUUCUUGGGACCUAAUUGUCUGCAUAUGAAUUUGUACAAAUGCAUGGUUUUAAAGCUAUUUUGAUGUGUUUAACUUCUUGAUUAUGCAAUAUUCUGUUCAUCAGUUUAAGUUAUAUUUCAUUGUUCUCCAUUAGACAUCAUUUUAAAUUGUUUUAAAUUGGUUAUUUAUAUGAUGCCCUGAAAAUCUUAUGUAAAGAGAGAUAUAAAACACUUUAAUAAAUAGAAAUCAUAUCCAGUAAAAGACUCGUGUUAUAUUACUGUAGGGGAUCUAAUGAGGUGGUGAAUGGUCAUUGGGACUGAUGCACAAAUAGGACUGAGUUUCAUUGGAAUCUCUGUGUAUUUGGUCAAGACUAAGGAAUGCCAGUGAGCAUUACAGAGCUUGAUGUGCAUCAGGAAACCUUUAUAGUGUCCCAUUGUGCAUCUUCACAGUUCACUACAGACCUCAUCAAAUUUAGCUCCCUAAUAUGGGUGAUAACAGGGGAAUUCGCCGGGCAUCAAAGCGAAUCUGUGGGACAGUAAUUGAAUCCAUUGCCCCAUGCCUCACAUUGCUUGCAAUGGCACCUUCCAUCACAUGCGGGAAAACAUAGCUGCCAGGAUUCCCCCCAUGCUGCCCCUAUUUUUGGCAAUGAGAACAUGGGAAGCCUCCCAUGUUCUCCUUGCUCCAUCUUAAAAAGCUGAUAAUACAGUUCUUGGACGGAGCCUUGCCAGUAGUAGCUGUGCAUCAUAAGAAGGAAUCCAGUGGGCUCCGUCCAGGAAAUGUGCUCUCAACAUCCUACAAUGGGUCUGAGAGCCUAUGUGAUGAAGUCAAAACAGGGUUUCUUUGCACUCCAGUUAUGUGGCUAGGUAUAUAGUUUGAUUUCCCUUUCUUCACUCACCAGACUCCUUAGAUGCUCCUCUGUAAAUUGUGGGGGAGUGUUAGGAGAUAUCCACUAUCACUGCCAAAAUGUAGAUGCAUGUGUUCUAAAAUGAAAACAGCAAGGAUUAACUAGAAAGCCUAUCCAGUUGAAUACAAUGUCUAUACUGAGCUCAAUUAUUUUCCAGUGCUAGUUUUGAUAAGAAAACUUAUUAAACUAUUGAAAUACUGAAAA